Molecule: messenger RNA, 1037 nt
Organism: Jatropha curcas
Lineage: Eukaryota; Viridiplantae; Streptophyta; Magnoliopsida; Malpighiales; Euphorbiaceae
Product: tropinone reductase homolog
Molecular function (GO): oxidoreductase activity
Source: RefSeq, a predicted model, not a curated record
UGGCCUAUAAAAGCUCAGACACUCGAUUCUGUCUAAAAAGAAAACAUCAAUUAGUCAUUAAAGAAGACAGACAUGGCAAAAGCAGAGCCGAGUAGCAGAGAGAAAAGGUGGUCUCUCAAGGGAAUGACUGCUCUUGUCACUGGAGGAACCAAAGGCAUAGGACAUGCUAUAGUGGAAGAAUUAGCAGAAUUUGGGGCAGCUGUGCACACAUGUUCUCGCAACCAGAAAGAGCUUGAUCAGUGUUUACAAAAAUGGCAAAGCAAAGGCUUCAAAGUAACUGGAUCUGUUUGCGACGUAUCAAUUCGAGCCCAAAGGGGAAAGCUUAUAGAGACAGUUUCCUCCAUCUUUGAUCGAAAGCUGAACAUUCUUGUCAACAACGCAGCGACAAAUACAUUUAAAGAAGCCUUAAAGGAUACUGCUGAAGACAUUUCGACUGUUAUGAGUACAAAUUUUGAGUCUGCAUAUCAUCUAAGCCAGCUUUCACAUCCUCUCUUAAAGGCAUCACAAAAUGGUAGUAUUGUAAAUAUCUCUUCCAUUGCAACCAUAAUUGCUGUCCCUCGUUGUGCUGUCCAUGCUGCAUCCAAAGGAGCAAUGCAGCAAAUUACAAAAAAUUUGGCAUGUGAAUGGGCAAAGGACAUGAUUCGAGUUAAUGCAAUUUUACCAGGAUUAGUAGAUACCCCUCUCUUAGAUUAUGCAAAGAAAAUUUCGGGAAGUUCUGAAGAUAUGGAGUGUUUAACUCGUGCUAUCCCCCUCUCCCGAGAAGGAAAACCUGAAGAGAUAGCAUCAGUGGUGGCGUUCCUUUGUUUUCCGGCUUCUUCAUACAUCACUGGCCAAAAUAUAAUUGUUGAUGGAGGAUGUACUGUGAAUGGCUUCUAAGUUUUUCCCAAACAAUAAAAAUAAAAUAAAUGUUUUGUUUUAUUCUGAAUUAGACUAUAUAUAUAUAUUUACUUUAGUAAUUGAAUACAUUUAAAUAAAAUUUCAAUUCGCUGAGAAACCAGAUGUAAUGUCUUUAUUUUAUUAUUAAACGUGUUACCGCA